CUCCUCCCCUGCCUCUCUCUGUUUCUGGUUUCUCCUCUCUCCCUUCUCCUUCGCCCACAAGUUUUAUUAUUACUCUCUCAGCAAUAGCAAUAGCAAUAGCAACAGCAGCAACUCUCUUCCUGAAUCCUGCUCUCCGAUCCCCCUUCCUUUCUUCUCUAUCUCUUGUUCGUUAAAGAGUUUUGAUGGAGGCUCAGGUAAAGCAAGAGAUCCUGGAAACCCCCAACCGCGAGCUCGGACCGAAUCGACUUACUGCCGGAGUAACGCGGUCUCCACCACUUGAUGUGAUCGAGCUCAGCAGCGACUCGGAAUCUGACGCAGACGAGCCUUCCGGCGGUUGCCGCCGCAAUGCCGAUGGAGGGGGAGAAGGUUCGGAGAAUAAGAGGAGGAAGUUGAACGAGUUGGGAGUCACUGAGCCGGACAACUUCUUGGCUCCACUUCCCGCGGGGGCCGAUUUAGCUUCCCAGGCUUUGACCAUCGCUCGCCCACUCGUAUCGAGGGAGAACGGGAGUGUGAUGGUGAAUGCUCAUAACUCCAAGCAGUUUUGGAAAGCCGGUGAUUACGAGGGUGAUUCCGUUGCUGGCUGGGAUGUCCCUUCUGGUGGCAUGGAUCAUGUAAGGGUUCAUCCAAAGUUCUUACAUUCCAAUGCAACCAGCCACAAAUGGUCUCUUGGAGCCUUUGCAGAACUGUUGGACAACGCAUUGGAUGAGGUUUGCAAUGGAGCAACGCUAGUGAAGAUAGACAUGCUGAAAAGUGGGAAAGAUGGGAGCAGAAUGCUACUGAUUGAGGAUGACGGUGGUGGGAUGGAUCCAGAUAAAAUGCGGAAGUGCAUGUCCUUAGGCUAUUCUGCAAAAAGCAAAGUGGACAAUGCCAUUGGCCAGUAUGGCAAUGGUUUCAAGACAAGUACCAUGAGGCUUGGUGCUGAUGUUAUUGUGUUUUCUCGGUGUCGCGGACAAAAUGGCAAGAGACCUACCCAGAGCAUUGGUUUACUAUCAUACACAUUCUUGAAGAAUACAGGAAAAGAGGACAUAGUAGUUCCAAUGCUUGACUACGAAAGAGAAGGACAAGGGUGGAGCAGAAUUGCUAGACUUUCUGAUGUUGAUUGGACUAGGAAUGUGGAAACCAUUCUUCAGUGGUCUCCAUUCCUUAGCGAGGCAGAUCUUCUACAAGAGUUGGAUAUGCUGUCAGAUAAUGGGACACGCAUAAUAAUCUACAAUCUCUGGGAGGACGAUGAAGGAUUUUUGGAGCUUGAUUUUGAUGCUGAUCCUCAUGACAUACAACUUAGAGGGGCAAAUCGAGAUGAAAAAAAUAUACAAAUGGCGAGGGAGUUUCCCAACUCACGCCAUUUCCUGACCUACAAGCAUUCAUUACGGAGUUAUGCUUCGAUUCUCUAUCUCAGAAUUCCUCCUGCCUUUCGGAUCAUCCUUCGUGGAAAAGAUGUUGAGCACCAUAAUAUAGUAAAUGACAUGAUGAUGUCUCAGGACGUGAUAUAUCGGCCACAGGCUUCUGUUGAUGGGACAACCAAGGAUCAUAGUAGUAUGACUGCUGCUGUUACUGUGGGAUUUGUCAAGGAUGCAAAGUAUCAUAUUGAUGUUCAGGGGUUCAAUGUCUAUCACAAGAAUCGACUUAUCAAGCCAUUUUGGAGGCUAUGGAAUGCUGCUGGAAGUGAUGGUCGUGGAGUCAUAGGUGUCUUAGAAGCCAAUUUUGUUGAACCUGCCCAUGAUAAGCAAGGCUUUGAACGCACAACUGUUCUGUCACGGCUUGAGACUCGUCUAAUACAAAUGCAAAAGAAUUACUGGUGUUCGAACUGUCACAAGAUCGGCUAUGCUCCCAGACGUAACAAGAAAGGGUUAAGUGAAGAGACAGAAACAAUUUUCUCACAUGAUCAGAGUUUGGGAAGAAAAGAACCACCAGAAAGAUCUGGUAAAGAGGUGCGAUAUGAAAAGCAAAAUGUUUCAAGGAAAGGAAACAACAAUACCACAAAGUCUCCAGUCAAAUCAAGAAAAGGAUUUGAAUCUUCUGAACCAUCAACCCCUUCCGAGGAUGCAAAUGACGGUAACAUGCGUAGUUCCCCCCCUCUGAAAAAAGCAACGUCCAGCACUCCUGUCGGGAAAUCCUUACCAACAGAUGUGUUGCAUGGAAGUCGGCCAUCCCCACGUUCGGGAGAUGGAAGAACUCAUAAUGUCUCCAACCCAUCUGGGGAAUCUGUUCCAGCAACCAUACGUACCCAGUCAAAGGCGUUGUUGAUCUCAGUGCUGAUGGUCAUCAUUCUGCAGUUGAUACAGAUACAAGUGAUCGGCUAAAGCUAGAGAACCGUGAACUGAAGGAAAGAUUAGAGAAGAGGGAGGCGGAACUUCGAUUGAUGAGUUUGAAGUGCCAGAAAUGCAGUGCUCUAAAGAUACAGUUUGAUCAAGCCCAGCAGAAGAUAGAAGACUUGAACAAGGAACAGGAAAGUCUAAUUGACAUAUUCUCGGAGGAGAAGGAGCGAAGAGACAAGGAAGAGGAUAAUUUGAGGAAGAAGUUGAAGGAUGCAUCCAACACCAUACAAGAAUUGCUAGAUAAAGUAAGGUUGCUGGAGAAGAUGCAAUCAACCUCUAACAAUGCAGGAAGGUAACAUUGCAAUGGCCCUGGAAGGAAGACUUUUGUACAGAUUUUGAGCCCAAGAAAAGCAAGAAGGUCGUAGGAUAAGCCGUAGGCAACACGUCUUGGGCAGGAAGUUAAUUUUGUUAAUAUUAUAUGCUGCUGAUUUACAGACUAAGAUUAGCGCAAAAAAGAAGUGGUUUCACUGCAUUUUGAGGGCUGUAAAAAGGAGGGGCUUGGCGGCUUGCUGUGUUGGGUUGGCCGCAGCACCAAGUUGUAAGAAAAACAAACGAUCAAUCCUUAGUAGGGAAGGAUGAAGGAGUUGACAGGUGCCACCAAUUUUGGUAUUGUGUCCAAUGGUAAUGGGUCGGGUUUUGCCAAAUCUAAAUUCAUGAAUUUAUCAGU
Messenger RNA from Linum tenue, 2982 nucleotides. The record is from the annotation of a GenBank genome assembly. NCBI's taxonomy places the organism in Eukaryota, Viridiplantae, Streptophyta, Magnoliopsida, Malpighiales, Linaceae.